Molecule: messenger RNA, 702 nt
Organism: Nannizzia gypsea CBS 118893
Lineage: Eukaryota; Fungi; Ascomycota; Eurotiomycetes; Onygenales; Arthrodermataceae
Exons: 1
Coding region: 1-702 (233 amino acids)
Source: RefSeq, a predicted model, not a curated record
AUGAUUGUCUCGGUUUGCCCAUCCCAGUCGAUGCCUUCUGGCUCCAGCAUCGACUCAACAGAACGGAGCCCGCAUAUCUAUACCUCCAGGCCUAAAAUCCUCCACCAAAACGACGGCGGCCCUGUCGUCGCCUUGCCCGCUCCUUUCCCUGACCAUGACGAGACCCUAGAGCCGUUCGCUCUCAAGUGUAUAUUCGCUGGAAUAUUCGAGUGCGAUAAAUCAUUCGAAGACCCCGAGGACUGGAAACUUCACGUCACCGGCCAUCUCAUGUCACAUUCUCCUCCGAGCAAAGUCAGCUGCAUAGUAUGCAAGCAGGUCUUCUCAAAUCCGCAGAACCAGCCUCUUCAGCUACAACUGGAAAUGCCGAAUCAGCAUCACCUUCAACACCAACAACAGCCUGUGGGAGGAGAGGCAUGGCAGAACAUGCUAGAUCAUAUCCUUGCUGAACAUCCACGAUGGGGAGCCGGUGGCCAGGUGGAGCCGUGUCCUGACUUUGAUCUCAUGCGCCAUAUGUAUUGCAUGGGUAUCAUAUCCACGGAGCAGUUCAAGCUGCUGCAGCUCACGAGAGAGACACCGCCGCAUCUCCCACAGAACGGCUCGGCUGCAGAGCCGUAUUUCAUCCAGACCAGCUCACGACGGGAGCGUAGACAGAGACGACCACGCCUUUCAAAUGCCGGCUCGAGGUCGAAGAUCCAUCUAUGA